AUUCCGGGGUUGUGCUCGUGCGAGCACGGUGUCGUUAGGGUUAACUUUGGCGCGAUUUUGUCCGGGAUUUUUUUCUCUUCGAGCGGAUGCGGAUCCCUCUGGUAUGGUAUUCAGUGUGGAUAUAUGGGUUCGUCGUGGUAGCCAGAUUUUUGCAGUUUUUUAAUUGGAUUGGGGGAAGUGGUCACUUUCGUGGUGAUCUGGAGUAAAUGUGACAACUUAUGUGUUGGAAAUGGAGUUGUUCAGGGUAGGUGAUGGCUUUGCUGGGUCAAAUAGGAAAGUUGGAUGGGGCAAUUUCAAUGAAGCUCUCUCUCUCUCUUUGUUAGGCCACGACAGCUUGCAUAACUCAGUUGAUGAAGCCCUCCUGUUAAAGAGGAAAUCAGAAGAAGUUCUAUUCUACUUGAACGGACGGUGUAUUUAUUUAGUUGGAAUGAUGGGCUCAGGGAAGAGUACAGUUGCAAAGAUAUUAGCCGAAGUUUUGGGUUAUUCAUUCUUUGACAGUGAUAAGUUGGUUGAACAAGCAGUUGGAAUGCCUUCUGUUGCCCAAAUAUUCAAGGAGCACAGUGAAGCGUUUUUCAGAGAUAAUGAGAGUAGUGUCUUGAGGGACUUGUCCUCAAUGCGACGAUUAGUUGUUGCAACUGGAGGUGGUGCCGUUAUUCGGCCAGUUAACUGGAAAUAUAUGAAGAAAGGUCUAUCUGUCUGGCUGGAUGUGCCUUUGGAUGCACUUGCAAGGCGUAUUGCUCAAGUGGGUACUGCCUCUCGUCCUCUUCUGGAUCAGCCAUCGAGUGAUCCAUACACAGCGGCCUUCUCAAAACUCAGCAUGCUUGCAGAGCAAAGAGGCGAUGCUUAUGCAAAUGCUGAUGCUCGAGUUUCUCUUGAAGAAAUUGCAGCUAAACAAGGCCAUGACGAUGUCUCCAAACUAACACCGACCGAUAUUGCUAUUGAGGCCUUACUCAAGAUUGAGAAUUUCGUCACCGAGCAUUCCACAUCAAGUGGCCCAGUUGGGGACUUAAUAGUUGAUUCCCAGAAUCGAAGGACAAAGGCCUUGUAGAAUUUUGCCCUCUUUUUUUCUUCUUUUGGUGUAUCCUGUAUUUGUAGCAUGUGCUGUUUAACAUUAUAUUGAUUUAUUCUUUAUAUAUCCAAAAGAGAGAUAAGGCAAAGCUUGUUCCCCUUGUAAAAAUAGAAUAACGAAUGGAGCUGACGCGAGAUGUUCCACAAAUUUUCGUUCUGGAAAUAAGAAUCGUUGCAAUAUCGUUUGCCCAACUUCAUGCAC
Molecule: messenger RNA, 1270 nt
Organism: Oryza sativa Japonica Group (Japanese rice)
Lineage: Eukaryota; Viridiplantae; Streptophyta; Magnoliopsida; Poales; Poaceae
Source: RefSeq, a predicted model, not a curated record